GACCAGAACGGUAAUUGCCCCGAACCCCGAUGGACUAUUACGUCAAUUUCCCACCCCACGGGAAUACAAAUACAGCCAAUUCCCCUAUAUUACCUACCAAGCCGGCAGCCCCCAUGACGCCGGUGACGACCUCCCCCACCAAUCACGCCCCUCUAUUUCAUCUACCCCGGUCCCUCCUCUCUCGCCACGUGUCUCCGAACCCCCCACGCCUCCGUCAAACCCCCUCGUCUCCCUUCCCCCCCUCUCUCUCCUCAGUUUUUUCCGUCAACCGAGAAAACCCAACCCAACAAAAUAAACACAAAACGGUAACGUUUUCCGUAAAGCCGGUCAACCUAAACCCUCGUCUCUCUCUCUCUCACACUAAAAGCACUUCCCAGCCACAAAAACCUAACUUCUCAGAUCGCCGAUUCCCACACGGCACCCGCCGGUCAAUCCCUCCGCCUAUAAAUCCGUCUCCUUCGUGACUUCGUCGGCUUAGUUAGUCUCUAAUUCAAAACCCUAGCUUCGUUCUAAUCUUGUUCUCGGUUUCCGAUUCGGUUUUUCGGCUUUUCAGAUUUCCAGAUCUCAGAAUCUUGUUUCAGAUCGAUGGAGGAGGACGACGAGAUGCAGUCGCCGGUGUCGGCGGGGAGCGGAUCUCCGGCGUCGCCGAGGACGAACGGCCGGAUAACGGUGACGGUGGCGGUACCGUCGCAGAUACCGGCGCACUCGCCGCAGAACAACAGCCUAACCGUGGCGCUGCCGUCGUCGGGCGGGGGGAGGAGCAGCGGAGGCGGGAGGGAGGACUGCUGGAGCGAGAGCGCGACGGCGGUGCUGAUAGAGGCGUGGGGGGAGAGGUACUUGGAGCUGAGCAGAGGGAACCUGAAGCAGAAGCACUGGCGGGAGGUGGCGGACAUUGUGAGUAGCAGAGAGGAGUAUGGGAAGACCCCCAAGACUGAUAUCCAGUGCAAGAACAGAAUCGAUACUGUGAAGAAGAAGUACAAGCUCGAGAAGUCCAAAAUGGCCGCCGGCGGUGGCCCCAGCCGGUGGCCGUUUUUCGACAGGCUUGAUCAUCUGAUUGGCGCCACCGCCAAGGGGACUCCUGGCUCCGGCGGUGGCGGUGUGGCGCCGCCGGGGUUCUCGUCGAAGAAUCACAAGAUUCCGAUCGGAAUGCCGGUCGGAGUCCGAGGAGGAGGAGGAGGACAGUUUGUGCCGAAGCACCUGCAGCAGCUGCAGAAGGCGAAUGCCAAGAAAAGGAGCGCGGCGGCGGAGUGGGACUCGGAUUCUUCCAGGGAGGCGUCUCCGGUGUCGGCGGACAGCUUUCCGCCUCCGCCGCCAGUUUUCGAGAUGAAGAGGCCGAGGACGGCGGGGCGGGGAGCGAAUGCUGGCUUUGGGAGGGGAGGAAGAGGAGGAGGAGGAGUGGGAGGAGUUGGGAAGGAGAUUAGGGGAAGGGAUAGUGGUGGGGGUGGAGAGAAGAAAGGCGAGUGGGGGAGUUCGAUGAAGGAGUUGACGCAGGCAAUGCUGAGGUUCGGGGAGGCUUAUGAGCACGCCGAGACUGCAAAGCUGCAGCAGGUGGUGGAGAUGGAGAAGCAGAGGAUGAAGUUUGCUAAGGAGUUGGAGCUGCAGAGAAUGCAGUUCUUCAUGAAGACACAGGUGGAGAUGUCACAGCUCAAGCAUGGUAGGAGGAAUGGGAGUGCUAGUAAUCAUCAUCGCAGCAACAACAACAACAGUGAUAGCAACUAGGAACCGAAAACAGCCCCAAGUUGGCGAAAUUGUACUCCUAUAAGCGGUAGGUUUGAGUGUAUGAUCUGUUCGUCUCUUUAUUAUCACAUAUUUAAGUUUGUGAAAUGUUAGGAAGAUGGUAGUGUCAUCAGGGUAAAUGGUUGGUUAGGAUUUAGAGUUUAUUCUUAUUGGCAGUUGAAGUUGAGUCUUCUUGACUUGCCUGUUGUGAAUGUUGUUUAACAUUAUGGAAUGAAAAUGAGGAUCAGCUCUAGCAUUAAGAACAUUGUGCAGGUCCUCCGGAUGUUUUGAUGACUCGAUUCCAUUCCUUGUU
This is a messenger RNA of Argentina anserina (silverweed cinquefoil), 2029 nucleotides long. Its product is annotated as trihelix transcription factor ENAP2-like. Gene Ontology annotation, cellular component: nucleus. Gene Ontology annotation, molecular function: transcription cis-regulatory region binding. NCBI's taxonomy places the organism in Eukaryota, Viridiplantae, Streptophyta, Magnoliopsida, Rosales, Rosaceae. Bases 586 to 1719 code for a protein of 377 amino acids. The record is from RefSeq and is a predicted model, not a curated record. The transcript has a single exon.